Messenger RNA from Rana temporaria (common frog), 4199 nucleotides. RefSeq names its product GRB10 interacting GYF protein 1 (gene GIGYF1). Lineage: Eukaryota; Metazoa; Chordata; Amphibia; Anura; Ranidae. Bases 688 to 3897 code for a protein of 1069 amino acids. Gene Ontology annotation, molecular function: protein binding. The transcript is spliced from 29 exons. Gene Ontology annotation, biological process: insulin-like growth factor receptor signaling pathway. The record is from RefSeq and is a predicted model, not a curated record.
CCAACCCGCUCUACCCGUACAAGGUCACACGACGACACAUGCACAAGCAAGGAGCGGAGAAGAUCGCCAUCAGGCCGGAGAGACGUCAGCAAUAGACCGCGGCAGUCUUAACGUUCGAAGGCCACAGCCAUGUUUACAAGGAGGAGCGGCGGAGUGUAACCCGCAUGCCUAUCCGCAGGAGUCCUGAUACACUCGGGUGUACCGGCAACAGAGAAACCGCCAACCUCCGCGCUUUUUUUUUUCGUAGCAGAAGUCUCCAGACAGGAAACCUUUCUAAGUACCUAAAGUGUUUUGUUUUUGUUUUUUGUUCUUGUUUUUUUUUAUUUUUUCUUGUUUAACGUCAAUACAAAUCAAUAUUGCAUAACAUAUGCACACACUUGCACAGGCGUAUAUACACGAGUAUAUAUAGAGAGAGACUGCUGGAUCUAUCCCUGGAGGAAGAAUCAGAAACCGAUUGUCAGAUAUUGAGGAAAACUCAUCUUGGACUUGUAGGCCUUGAAGAGUUAAUCCGGACAUUGCUAGUGGUGAAAGAACUUCUUAUUAUAAGAUACAUUUAGCAGAGGCGAUUGCCUUGGGCAAGGGCUUUGCAGUGAAGACAGCUUGCUGGACGGUUUACAGCGUAGCUUCAUCCCAUGAUCAGAGAGCGCUGACAGAGCAUUCCAAUCACAGGUACCUGAAGAACACAUCAUGGCUGCUGAAACACUAAAUUUUGGGCCAGAAUGGCUCCGUGCACUAUCCAGUGGGGGAUCGGUUGCUUCCCCUCCUCCCUCCCCCGCUAUGCCAAAGUAUAAACUGGCGGAGUAUCGCUAUGGAAGAGAGGAGAUGUUGGCACUUUAUAUAAAAGAGAACAAGGUUCCAGAGGAGAUGCAAGACAAGGAGUUUGCUGUGAUUCUAAACGAGGAGCCCCUGCAGCCUCUGGCUCUUCUGCCUCUUACAGAGGAUGAGCAGAGGAACUUCUCGAUGUCGGUGAAUAGCGUCCCAGUCCUGAGGCUGAUGGGAAAGAGUGCAGCUCCACCUACUGCAGGAGCAGCACCCAGAGGUCGUGGCACGGCACGUGGAAGGGGUCGCGGCCGCGGUGAUGCGGCUGUAUUCCCGCGCCCUGCGGAUGAGGCAGAACCCGGAUUUGGACGAGGACGGGAAAUUCACCGGAGUCAGAGCUGGGAUGACAGUAGGAUUCCUCCAGCUGCACAUCCGGACCAGCGGUGUGGUAUUAUGAGCGAGUCGGGACCAGCGGUGCGGUACUCGGAGCCAGGCGGGACGUGCGGUAUUAAGAGCGAGGCGGCACCAGCGAUAAGGGGAGACAGAAGGUUUGAGAAGCCCGUCCGGAGAGAAGCUGUACGAGUCGGGUUUGAGGAAGCCGCCGCUGCACGGAAGGAAUUUGCCCGCUCGGACAGCGAUAACUGGCGCACGUUGCGCGACGGGCAGGAAGAAGACGAGGACGGCAAUUGGAGGCUCGCUGUGUCCCGGAGAGAUGAACGCUGGAGAUCUACCAGUCCCGGAGGAACAGAGGGUCCUCGCUCCGCCGGGUGGAGGGAACCCGGUGAACGACGGAGAAAGUUUGAUUUCGACGUGGUGCCGGAGGAAGGCAGAGGUUCAGGGCAGCGAGGAAGAGGUUCAGAUGGUGCACACGGGGAUGAUAGGGAUGGCCUUCCUGAAUGGUGUAUGGAGGAUGAGGAUGAUGAGAUGGGAACCUUCGACUCCUCUGGGGCCUUCUUAUCUUUCAAGAAAAGCCCCAAGGAGACCAUUGUGGAGGAGCAGGAACUGGAGUUCCUGGGGGUGGAGGAAGAUUAUGAGGAGGAGAAGGGGGACAACAGCACAGGAGACAAGCUUAAUGGUGAAGACUCAUUGGCCCUCUCUGAAGAAAUCCUCCUGGAGCCUUCCUCUACCUCUCCUGACUCUGCCAAUUCCAUGUGGGCAUCGGGAAUGUUCGGUGAGAUGGAGAGCGAGCGAUGCCCCGAGAUGUCCUCCUCCACCCCGGAAGCAGACGGUGCGAUUUCCAGCGAGCAGACUCCGCUCCCAGCCGAUGACGGUGGAGACCCCGGACCCUUUAUUCCUUCCCCCCUGUCCUCUCUGCCGCCUCCUUCCUCUAGUCCCCCCCAUGCUGCUACUGAAUUCUCUGUGGGGGAUCCGGAGGAGGACGAAGGCAUGAAGCAUCUCCAGCAGGAAGCGGAGAAGUUGGUGGCUUCUCUGCAGGAUUCUUCCCUGGAGGAAGAUGGCUUCUCUUCCCGCUCUCACAGUGCUGCUGCUCUGCCCCUCGGCCACGAGGCUGCCAUGAAAUGGUUCUACAAGGACCCUCAGGGGGAGAUCCAAGGUCCAUUCAGUACACAGGAAAUGGCUGAAUGGUGCCAGGCUGGGUACUUUACCAUGUCACUGUUAGUGAAGAGAGGAUGUGACGAAGGCUUCCAGCCCCUGGGUGAAGUCAUCAAGAUGUGGGGACGGGUCCCCUUUGCUCCUGGGCCCUCCCCACCACCCUUACUGCACAAUCACCCGAAAGGAUUUCGACUUCCUCAGGGUAACAUUGAUCAGCAGUGCCUGAAGAAACAGCAGGAGCUCGCCCUCUACCAACAGCUGCAACAUCAGUAUAUACUGCAAGUGCUUGGCAGACAGUCGUCGUACUCCCAGCAGAAAUCCGGAGAUCUGACUCCACAGCAGCAGCAGCAACUGACACUGUUCCUCCAGCAACUGAACCCUUCUAAGUCCAGAGGUUCCGAUGCUUCCCUCCUUCCUUCUAUGAACAGAUCUCUCUCUGUGCCAGACACUGGAUCCUUAUGGGAUCUGAAUACCUCAAACACAUCGACUGCAGGUGCGGACUCCAAUCUGUGGGACCUGCCAGUCACAUCUGUAUCUCAGGGGCCAAUAUUGGAGCAGCUGCAACUGCAACAGAAGUUGCAGGAGCGCAGAGACGCAGAACUCAGGGCUAAGCGUGAGGAGGACGAUAGGAAGAGGAGAGAUGAAAAAAGGAGACAAGAAGAACAGAAGAGGAGAGACCAGGAGGAGGAGAUGUACAGAAGGAAGCAGCUCCAGAUAGAACAGAGGCUAGGGGACAAGCUGCACAUGCUCAGUUUGUCCCGCCAGCAACAGGAGUUGCUUCUGAAACUCAUCCAGCAGAGUGGACAGCAAAGUCAAUCUCAAGUGUGGGCCGCUCAUAGCAAAGGGCUCUCUUUGAAAGCCAUGUUGGAGAUGCAGGAGAGAGAGGGGCAGCUUCUAAAGCAGAGAGGACAGACGUCUCGCAAUGUGCAUGGAGGUCUGGGAAUGUCGUCUAGUUCCUCCAUCAUUCCUUCCCAAUGGGGGUCUGACUCGGGCUCUCUAUGGGGAGGUCUGGAGAAGAGCCCUUGGGAGGAGAGUGUGAAAAGUGGGGCAAGUGCCAGAGGUCUGAGGAACAGCCGGAGUAGCCCAUCACUGACUGACGCGUAUGCAGCCAGCGCCGCCCGCCGCAAGAAGACGGAAGAGGAAGAAAAGCUCUUAAAACUCCUUCAGGGAAUCAAACCGUCGGACGGCUUCACUCAGUGGUGUGAGCAAAUGCUACAUAUGAUCAAUACAUCCAACAAUUUGGACGUUCCUACGCUGGUGGCCUUUUUGAAGGAGCUGGAGUCUCCUUACGAUGUUCACGACUACAUCCGCUCCUGUCUUGGGGAAACGCUUGAAGCCAAAGAAUUUGCUAAACAGUUUUUAGAACGAAGAGCGAAGUACAAAGCCAGCCAGCGGCAGCAGCAGGAAGCUGCCUGGAUGGCUCCUACCAUGUUUCCAGCAACCCAAAAUUCCAAGCCAGGCAGUGGAUACGACGUACAGAGCAGCAAGAUGAAGAGGCGGAUUCAAAUGUUACACUCGGAUCCCAGCAUUCUGGGUUACUCUCUUCACGGCUCCCCAAACGAGAUGGAGGCUAUAGAUGACUACUGAGGCGUGUCUCUUCCCUCUGACGCCAUCUUUUUUUCUUCACCCGCCGCAUUUGAUUGCGGUUUUACUGCACUGCAAACUUUAUGCCUCCCCCUUUUUUAGUGAGGGGGGAGGGCAGAGACUGGGAGAGGAGGGGGUGGAUCUUACCCCAGCCAGAGCCAGGGAGAAAGGGGGGAGCAACGCCCUGUUCCCUUCCCCCACUCCCCUCAAAAAACAAAACAUAAAAAAACAUAAUGCACUCAUUUUAAAGCACCUUAAACAAUGCACUUUACAGAAACUGAUCAAAAAUCUGAAUUCCUUGUUUU